CCUGACCCUCCCGGCACCUGUGGGCCGCGCUGCCCGCGGGCGCCGGCGUACGCACAGUGCGACCCGCGCCAGGGCACCAUGCCGCGCUCCUUCCUGGUGAAGACGCACUCCAGCCACAGGGUCCCCAACUACGGGCAGCUGGAGAGGCAGAGAGAAACCAAUGGCGCCUGUUCCGCCUGCGGGGGGCUGGUGGUGCCCCUUGUCCUCCCAGACAAGGCGGCCCCGUCCACGCCUGGCGACCCUCCCCGGCCCUGGGACUUCACCUCCGUCGUCGCCCACGUCUCCCUGCCCCUCCCCACCUUCCUGUGUAACGAGGAAGCUCGGGGGGCCUCGGGGCCAGACCCCCUGGAAGUCAGCCUGGCAGACCCUCGGGCUGGCCGGGCCCCCGGCGCACCUCUCAGAGACAGCCUGAACCACCUCAACCUGCCCCCGCUGCUGGCUCUGCCCACACGCUGGCCCCCGAUCCUGGGCGCAGAUGGGGCCCAGGCUCCGGGGCACCUGCCAGGGGCCGAGCGGGCCCCCCGCGCCCCAGGGGGCUUCCGCACGCCGGCCGCACUGGCCAGGCACCAGCAGCUGCACUGCCACCUGCAGGCUCAACGCUGCUUCACCUGCAAGUUCUGUGACAAGGAGUAUGGCAGCCUGGGCGCCCUCAAGAUGCACAUCCGCACACACACGCUGCCCUGCCUCUGCACCAUGUGCGGCAAGGCCUUCUCCAGGCCCUGGCUGCUCCAGGGCCACAUCCGGACCCACACAGGUGAGAAGCCCUACACCUGCCCUCACUGCAGCAGGGCCUUCGCCGACCGCUCCAACCUGCGGGCCCACCUGCAGACGCACUCGGACACCAAGAAGUACCAGUGCAAGCGCUGCGCCAAGACCUUCUCCCGCGUGGCGCUCCUGGCGCGGCACGAGGAGUCCGGCUGCUGCGCCCCCUGAGAGGCGGAGGGGCCGAGGAGCGGGGCGUCCUGGGAGGGCGUCGCCCUUCGCUGCCCCCGUGAGGGACUUCCCUCCGGGGAUGACUCUCGUCCGGCCGAGAGCCUCCUCCAUGCUGUCUCCAGCGAGCCCUGGUUCCGGCCCUGUUCCUCCCAGUGACAGCCGGUCGGGAGCCGGUCGUCAGCACGGAAGACCCCCGCGUUGGGCUGACGGCGGGGCUGCGCUGGAUGCCCUCCACUGGCCGGCAGCUGGACUCGGGCCGAGCACGUCCGUGUGGGCCACCUGCGUGGGCAGAGCUACCUGGCGGCUCCCCUCCGCCCGCCUUUGAUGGCAUCUGGGCCAAGCCGUCUCAUGUCACGCGUGCACAGGCGCACACACGCGGCACGUACACACGCUCCCCUCCUCGCUAGGCCGUCCUGAAGAUGGAGCGGCGAGGGAGGCCCCGCGGCGGGUGGAUCUGGGGCAAUAAAGAGCCCGCACUCCUGCUGCAAUGUC
Molecule: messenger RNA, 1425 nt
Organism: Balaenoptera ricei (Rice's whale)
Lineage: Eukaryota; Metazoa; Chordata; Mammalia; Artiodactyla; Balaenopteridae
Gene: SNAI3
Product: snail family transcriptional repressor 3
Exons: 3
Coding region: 79-933 (284 amino acids)
Biological process (GO): regulation of DNA-templated transcription
Molecular function (GO): RNA polymerase II cis-regulatory region sequence-specific DNA binding; DNA-binding transcription factor activity, RNA polymerase II-specific
Source: RefSeq, a predicted model, not a curated record